This is a messenger RNA of Strongylocentrotus purpuratus (purple sea urchin), 648 nucleotides long. RefSeq lists its product as uncharacterized. The record is from RefSeq and is a predicted model, not a curated record. The transcript has a single exon. The annotation marks the transcript as partial. Lineage: Eukaryota; Metazoa; Echinodermata; Echinoidea; Camarodonta; Strongylocentrotidae.
UCUUCAUCAUUUUCUUCUUCAUCAUUUUCUUCUUCUUCUUCUUCUUCUUCUUCUUCUUCUUCUUCUUCUUCUUCUUCUUCUUCAUUUUAUUCUCCUUCUUCUUCUUCUUCUUCUUCUUCUUCUUCUUCUUCUUCUUCUUCUCCUUCAUCUUAUUCUCCUUCUUCUUCUUCUUCUUCUUCUUCUUCUUCUUCUUCUUCUUCUUCUUCUUCUUCUUCUUCUUCUUCAUCAUCUUAUUCUCCUUCUUCUUCUUCUUCUUCUUCUUCUUCUUCUUCUUCUUCUUCUUCAUCAUCUUAUUCUCCUUCUUCUUCUUCUUCUUCUUCUUCUUCUUCUUCUCCUUCAUCUUAUUCUCCUUCUUCUUCUUCUUCUUCUUCUUCUUCUUCUUCUUCUUCUUCUUCUUCAUCUUAUUCUCCUUCUUCUUCUUCUUCUUCUUCUUCUUCUUCUUCUUCUUCUUCUUCUUCUUCUUCUUCUUCUUCUUCUUCUUCUUUGCUUCUCCUUUUCAGUCUUCUUCUUAAUUCCAAGCUUUUCCAACGCAAAUAUUUUAUAUUUGGUUUUAUUAUGAAUGUAGUUGUCAAUUUAGGAAUUCGACGAAAACAGUCAACAUUCAAAUGGAGCUCCUGGGGGCGGGAAGUACCGGGUGGUAAAUAUUAG